AUGGCCGCAUUCAAAAAGUAUCCGAAUCCACUGAAUCGUGCCGUCACAGGGAUAGACGUCGUCAAACAGACACUGGAAGCGGGAAAGAUACUUACAGAGAGAAUUAUUCAGUCACAUUUCAGUAUUCCCAGUUGGGCGACCAAGCUGACCGGCUUCUCUGGCACCCAAUAUUCACACGAAUACACAGUCAUCGAUCCACAUAGAAAAGAGUUCUCGUUGACGACAAGAAAUCUCAAUGGCUCAUCAUUCCUGCGUGUCGACGAGAAAUUGACCUACAAACCAGACCAAGAGGAUCCGAAUAAGACGGUGCUGAAACAAGACGUCAUUGUGACAAUUACACUGCCAGCGUUUGCCGAUUAUUGUGAGAAGACGUUCCUCAGCAUUUAUUCACAGAAUGCUAGUAAGGGUCGCCAAGGUGUCGAAUGGGUGAUCGAUCAUUUGAAGAAGGAAUACGAGGCGAUUUCGACGAAGGUGAGCAGCGAAGUGCUCGAGAUGUCAGAGAAGAUGCGUUCAUGGAGUAUUCCCACGACGACGUCUUCAUCUACACCGUCAACGUCUUCAUCGAAAGCUCCGCCCACAAAACCGUCCACGUCAUCAACAUAA
This is a messenger RNA of Caenorhabditis remanei, 603 nucleotides long. RefSeq lists its product as uncharacterized. The record is from RefSeq and is a predicted model, not a curated record. The coding region runs from base 1 to 603 and encodes 200 amino acids. NCBI's taxonomy places the organism in Eukaryota, Metazoa, Nematoda, Chromadorea, Rhabditida, Rhabditidae. Gene Ontology annotation, biological process: phospholipid transport. The transcript is spliced from 5 exons. Gene Ontology annotation, molecular function: phosphatidic acid transfer activity. Gene Ontology annotation, cellular component: mitochondrial intermembrane space.